This is a messenger RNA of Rhododendron vialii, 1235 nucleotides long. Its product is annotated as probable plastid-lipid-associated protein 13, chloroplastic. Bases 159 to 1100 code for a protein of 313 amino acids. NCBI's taxonomy places the organism in Eukaryota, Viridiplantae, Streptophyta, Magnoliopsida, Ericales, Ericaceae. The record is from RefSeq and is a predicted model, not a curated record. The transcript has 7 exons.
UAAUAUUUGUCUGUUCAAAAAAAGAAAUAUUUGUCCUCCAACAGAGUCAGAGAUUACUACCUUCCUUCUCUCCGGUCCUUCUAAACUCUCACCAUUCAAAACCACCAAACUCGUCCUUCCUUCCUUCCCCACAACCUAGGGUUUCAAUUUCUCCUCCAAUGGCUUCUUCAAUCCAAGGCCUAGUCCCCGCCGCGUGCCCCGGACUCCGUUCCCGCCGCCUCUCGCAUCCGUCUUCUUCCACUUCGUCGUUCUCUGUCGCUCUCUUCCCUGAGAGUGGUCGGAAAUUUCCCUAUCAUCGGAAAAUGGUGCGAAAGGCGGAGGAUUGUGGUGUUUGCAGGGUAACGGUCCAGCAGGCGGCCGUGCAAGGAGCUUCGGCCGCUUAUGCUAAGGAAAUGGAGAGACUCUCUGCCAAGGAAUCGCUACUCCUCGCCUUUAAAGAUGCUGGAGGAUUUGAAGCUUUAGUUACUGGAAAAACUACAGAUAUGCAGCGGAUUGAUGUGAAUGAGAGGAUAAUUGGUCUUGAAAGGCUCAAUCCAACACCUCGGCCAACAACGUCAUCAUUUCUGGAAGGACGGUGGAAUUUUGAGUGGUUUGGAUCUGGAAGCCCAGGACUAUUUGCUGCUAGAUUCAUUUUUCAGAGAUUUCCGCCUACACUGGCCAAUUUGUCAAAAAUGGAUAUUGUGAUCAAAGAUCGAUAUGCCAAAAUAACAGCGAUCAUGAGACUGUUGAACUCGGUAGAAAGCAAAUUCGUUGUUUCUACCCAGUUAUCCGUCGAGGGACCGCUUAGAAUGAAAGAGGAAUAUGUUGAAGGAGUUCUGGAAUUACCAAAAGUUGAUGAAGAAUCAAUACCUGAACAGCUAAGAGGUCCAUUUGGUCAGGCAGUCAGCACAGUACAGCAGCUUCCUGGUUCUAUAAGGGAUGCAGUGGCCAGUGGGCUGAAAGUUCCUUUGAGCGGGACAUUCCAGAGACUAUUCAUGAUUUCGUAUCUUGAUGAAGAGAUUCUGAUAAUAAGAGACAGUUCUGGACUACCGGAAGUUCUUACAAGGUUGGAUACUCCUCCAUCUACCUUAGCAGAAUCCCCGGCAGAGUAUGAAAGUUAGAACAGUUUGUUCGCUUAAUACGAGUACUGCUUUCCCCAAUUUAAAUCACAAUGCAUGUACAACCAUUAUAGAGUAGUAAUUAAACAUCAAUUAUUCCUUCCCGAAAUAAUUGAGUAAAAAGCUUUUUCUUAAUUA